Messenger RNA from Solanum stenotomum, 2429 nucleotides. RefSeq lists its product as uncharacterized. The coding region runs from base 91 to 2328 and encodes 745 amino acids. Gene Ontology annotation, molecular function: lipase activity. Lineage: Eukaryota; Viridiplantae; Streptophyta; Magnoliopsida; Solanales; Solanaceae. Gene Ontology annotation, biological process: lipid metabolic process. The record is from RefSeq and is a predicted model, not a curated record. The transcript has 11 exons.
UUUACUCAGCAUGAUUGAGUUCUUGAAGUUAAAUAGCAUUAGUUCUUGUGUAUUUUUUUCCACCAAAGCUACAAGUUUACAACUUUAUCAAUGAAGUUCUACUUUUACAAGAUUUGUUCUUUUUUUGUGUUGUCCAUAAGUGUUUGUUAUGCAAUAACUAUACCUCCUAAUAAGUCUAUUCCAGCAGUGUUUGUUUUUGGAGACUCUAUUGUUGAUACUGGUAACAAUAAUGGCCUUAAAACUAUAGCUAAGGUGAAUUAUCCUCCUUAUGGUAAAGAUUUCAUGGGAGGAAUACCAACUGGAAGGUUUUCUAAUGGCAAAGUCCCCUCAGACUUCCUUGUGGAAGAAUUGGGAAUAAAAGAUCUUUUACCAGCAUAUCUUGAUCCAACUUUACAAGCAGAAGACCUCAUCACAGGAGUUAAUUUUGCUUCAGGAGGUGCAGGAUAUGAUCCUCUAACAUCCGAAAUCGCGAAAGUCAUCUCAUUAGAUGGCCAAGUGAUAUUAUUCAAAGAGUACAUUGUAAAGCUCACAGAGUUGGUUGGAGAAGAUCGAAAGAAUGAAAUCUUGGCAAAUAGCUUAUUCAUGUUGGUCACAGGAGCCAAUGACAUUACCAACACUUAUUUCGGUAUGCCUCUUCGAAAAUCUUACUAUGAUGUUCCAUCAUACGCUGAUCUAUUGGUCAACUUUGCUUGCAGUUUUGUACAGGAUUUAUAUGGUCUAGGGGCACGUCGUAUUGGUCUAUUUGGCAUACCACCAAUCGGAUGUUUGCCUUCGCAGAGAACACUGAAAGGAGGAGAAGCAAGACAAUGUGUUGAUAACUUGAACCAAGCAGCACAAUUGUUCAACAGCAAGUUGGAAGCUUACUCAAGUUCUCAGGGAAACAAGUUACCUAAUUCAAGAUUGGUGUAUAUAGAUACAUAUAAUGUUCUGCUUGAUGUCAUUGACAACCCUCAACGAUAUGGAUUCAAAAUUUCAGAGAAGGGAUGCUGCGGGACUGGGAAAAUAGAAGUUGCAGAGUUAUGCACAUAUACAUGUUCCAGUGAUUCUGAUUAUAUUUUUUGGGAUAGUUUUCAUCUUACAGAGAAAGCAUACAGACUUUUAACUCAUCAGAUUCUUGUCCAACAUUUAAGUAGCUUCUUCUGGGAUCCAGGAAGGAUUUUUCGCCUUGACAAUCGCAGCAAAACCAAAAAGGCAGGGCAGGACAUGUGUGUUUUUUCCUCCAUGCUCCGAGAAAUGUUUUCAGCUCUAUCGAUAAAGUUUUUCUCGUUUGAAAGACAUACUUUUCUAGUGUUGUCAAGCAUUUGUUAUGCACUUCUACUGUGCAAUGCCCAGGCUGACAUGAGAGUACCGCGUAAUAAGUCUAUUCCAGCAGUGAUAGUUUUUGGAAACUCCAUUGUUGAUACCGGUAACAAUAAUGGCCUCACAACCAUAGGGAAGGUUAACUAUCCUCCUUAUGGGAAGGAUUUCAUGGGAGUAAAACCAACUGGAAGAUUCUCUAAUGGAAAAGUUCCUCCAGACUUGAUUGUGGAAGAAUUGGGAAUAAAAGAGCUUUUACCGGCGUAUCUUGAUCCAACUUUACAAGCAGAAGACCUCAUCACAGGAGUUAAUUUGGCUUCAGGAGGUGCAGGAUAUGAUCCUCUAACAUCUGAAAUCGCGAAUGUUAUAUCAUUGUCCGGUCAGUUGGAAAUGUUCAAAGAGUACAUAGUAAAGCUCAGAGAGAUAGUUGGAGAAGAUAGAAAGAAUGAAAUCUUGGCAAAUAGCUUAUACAUAUUGGUCAUAUGUAGUAAUGACAUUACAAACACAUACUUCAGUACGCCUCUUCGAAAAUCCUACUAUGAUAUUUCAUCAUAUGCUGAUUUUUUGCUCAACUAUGGUUCUAGUUUUUUAAAGUAUUUAUACAAGCUAGGGGCACGCCGGAUUGGAGUUUUUGGCAUACCACCAAUCGGAUGUUUGCCAUCGCAAAGAACACUGAAAGGAGGAGAAGAAAGACAAUGUGUUGAUUAUUUGAACCAAGCAGCACUAUUGUUCAACAGCAAGUUGGCAGCUGACUUAAGUUCUCUGGGAAACAAGUUACCUAAUUCAAGAUUAGUAUAUGUUGAUAUAUACAAUCUUCCACUUGAUGUCAUCAACAACCCUCAAAAAUAUGGAUUCAAGAUUGCAGACAAAGGAUGCUGCGGGACAGGGCAAAUAGAAGUUGCAGAGUUAUGCAGAUUCGCAUGUUCCAGUGAUUCUGAUUAUGUCUUUUGGGCUAGUUUUCAUCUGACAGAAAAAGCAUACAGGCUUUUAGUUCAUAAAAUUCUUGUCCAACAUUUAAGUAGCUUCUUCUGAUAAAUUUACACUCCAACAUGGCGUGUUUAAGACCACAAGAUUAAAGCACAUUUUGGUACAUCCAAUGUAUCUUUGUUUUAAAACCACAAGAUUCAUAAGUG